This is a messenger RNA of Dracunculus medinensis (Guinea worm), 414 nucleotides long. The record is from the annotation of a GenBank genome assembly. NCBI's taxonomy places the organism in Eukaryota, Metazoa, Nematoda, Chromadorea, Rhabditida, Dracunculidae.
AUGGAUUCAGAAGCUCAUCGAGCAUCGGUGAUUGGCAACGCUAUCGAAGAAUAUCGCUUACAAGAACAGUUGACUGAAGCCGAAAAGCUUCAAGAUGGUUUAAUUGAACUUGAUGGCUCUAGAAGUAUUACUCGUAAUUCGAUGGAUCUUCUUCAAGCAACCGAUAGGCAUAGAGAAGACCAUAGAAAAAGAAAUCCAAAUAUCGAAAACGCAGAUAUUAUCUCGCAAUUCAAGAAAUUUGAUACGAAUUGCGAUGGACAUUGGUCAACAACAGAAAUGGAUCAAUUUAUUGAUGAUUCUGAAAUCGACAAAAAAAAGUGGGAGCAAGCUGUACAAGCGUACAAGCUCGAUAGUUUAUCAGACGAUGGUCUUUGCUUAGAAGGUUUUCAACGAAUAAUGGAGUUGUAUGGCUAA